GGGAAUCACAUCGAUGGCACAGCCAGCCAGCGAAUGGCAAACGGAAUCGCGCCUCCCAUCCUCUGCUUUCCCCAAAGGCCAGCUCCCUCCACCGCGGCGCCACCGCUCCUAUAAACCAUCAGCUCCCCGUAGGCGCGCUUUCACCGCGACGACAGCGUGAGCAGCCAUGCCGGGGCGGCGGGCGAUCGAGGUCCGGCUGCUGCCUGGCGGCGGCGACGCCGCGGCGCCCAGGUGGCGCAUGUCGCUGCUGGAGAACACGUUCAGCGGGUUCCUCCUGCAGGGCGCCGGCGCCGGCGCCGACGCCGCAGCGAGGGCCGUGUUCGCGGAGGGGUCCCUGUUCAGCCCGUUCCUGUUCGGCAAGUUCUUCGACCCGGCCGACCCGUUCCCGCUGUGGGAGUUCGAGUCCGACGUGCUGCUCGCCGCGCUCCGCCGCGGCAACGCCAGGACCACCGUCGACUGGGCCGAGACCGACUCCGAGUACUACCUCAGAGCCGACAUACCAGGUGGAAGGAGAUGCGACGUGGAGGUGAGCGGGGACGCGAUGAAGGUGAUCGACAUCAGCGGGCUGUGGCGGGCAGUACCGCCGGCGGACGGCCGGGACUGGCGCGCCGGGCGGUGGUGGGAGCACGGCUUCGUCCGGCGGGUGGAGCUGCCGGAGGACGCGGAGUGGAGGAAAGUGGAGGCAUACUUUGACGACGGCGAGGGGUCCCUGGAGAUAAAGGUUCCCAAGACCGCCGAUGAUGAUGCCCACCACGCCACGGCCUGACGCCCGCUGAGAAUCGGAACCUCGCCGCCCCCAUUGGAGGACAGCCAGCAUUAUUCUUCGAACAGUCGGCAAAAAUGGAAAACGACGGCAUAAUCUUCGUGAUUGAUAUUACAAAUUUGCAAGAUACGGAGCACGUAGAGAAGGGAGCAAACUAAAGAUCAUCGCAGCAUGCUGCAUAUGCCUUAAUGCAUGUCCAGAUGUCCCUGAAAAACGAUGUAUGUAAUAUGUUCCUCAGUGCCAACAGUUGAAUUGGCUAGCUAAUUGGCAGUGUCACUGUCGCCUUUGGUCA
This is a messenger RNA of Sorghum bicolor (sorghum), 1055 nucleotides long. Its product is annotated as 22.3 kDa class VI heat shock protein. The record is from RefSeq and is a predicted model, not a curated record. The transcript is spliced from 2 exons. NCBI's taxonomy places the organism in Eukaryota, Viridiplantae, Streptophyta, Magnoliopsida, Poales, Poaceae. Bases 167 to 766 code for a protein of 199 amino acids.